This is a messenger RNA of Trichomonas vaginalis G3, 185 nucleotides long. RefSeq names its product spectrin binding. The annotation marks the transcript as partial. The record is from RefSeq and is a predicted model, not a curated record. NCBI's taxonomy places the organism in Eukaryota, Parabasalia, Trichomonadida, Trichomonadidae. The transcript has a single exon.
AUGGCGGAGCACGAAUAUGAUCAUUAUUUAUACAAUGAGCUUACAGAAAGAUAUAGGUUAUAUCAAGAAACUUUUUCAUCAUUCAUGCGAAUCAAAACAACAGAAAUUGAAGAAAUUCAAAAAAUUUACCAAACGAUUAAAACGAAUUUACUUGAUACAAAGAUAUUUUCACCAAAAAGGAUAUA